This is a messenger RNA of Arabidopsis arenosa, 2184 nucleotides long. Lineage: Eukaryota; Viridiplantae; Streptophyta; Magnoliopsida; Brassicales; Brassicaceae. The record is from the annotation of a GenBank genome assembly.
GUGUCUUCGUCUCGUUCUUAUAUGGCUCGCGUGAAAGGUAGAGAUAACAGGGUAUAUGAAUCAACAGAAGGGUCUCCAGAAGGGGCUGCAAAUCCGGAUCCAACAAAAGCUUCGACGGACGCUUCAGUUCCAACAGAAGCUUCGACGGACGCCGCAGUUCCAAAAGAUGCUCCGACGGAUGCCGCUUCUCCAACAGAAGCUCCAAUGGAUGCCGCUGUUCUUCCAACAGAAGAACCGACGGAUGCCGCUGUAAUUGUUCCAACAGUGGAAUCCGCAGAAGUAACCACCGAAGAAUUAGAAGUUUCUUCGGUUCCGGAAUUGUCUGAUAAAGAAGAGAAAGAAGAAGCCAGUGAGUCAAAGGAAGAAGAAGUCGAUGAGCAUGAUAAAGAAGUCUGUGAGUUGUCAAUUGAUGGUCAGGGUUGUGAUAACGAGGAAGAAGAGAGAGUUAUUGAUGCUGAGGGUGAAGAUGUUGCUGGUGAUAAUGAGGAGGAAGAUGUUGCUGGUGUUGUUAAGAAUAUAGUUGAUGAUAUUGCUGCUGAGGAAGAGGAAGAGGAGAGGGUUAAUGAUGUUGCAGCUGAUACAGAUGAGGAUGAUGAUGAUGAGGAAUCCCAACCAUUGCCGCCAGAGAGCAUGUACUUUAGUCCAACUGAGUACAACAAGGUAUGUAAGGUAGGGAGUAGGUGUAAAGUUGGCCAAACAGUGGCCAUGAUAGAGGCAUUUGAUGAGGAAGUUAGUUGGUACUCCUUGAAAGAGCAUGCUUUGUUGACCGGGUUGGACUGCCAUGAGUACCCAAAGAAUCAUGAGAAGAAGGGUAGUUUGAGGUUUGUCAGAAGGAUGUUUGGGAGGACAGACCUAAUCAAAAUCAAAGAUGUAGAAAAGAAGUUGGCAGCUAUUAAGAGUGAGAAGUGUUUGGAUAGAAAGAAGUUGAUUAUUUUGUUGUUUUUAUGUGCGGUUGUGAAGGCUGAUUCUAAGGGUGAUGGGAACAUAGAGAAAUUCUUGUUAAGGAUUGUUGAUGAUGUUCAUGCUUGUGAGACAUUCCCGUGGGGAAGGUAUUCUUUUGAGCAAUGUAUGACAGGGAUCCGGAGAAUGAUGAAAAACAUGAAAGGUUCGGUGAAACCAAAAGCACAGAGCAGCUUUUUUGGUUUCAUCACUCCUCUUGAGAUUUUUGCAUUUGAGUGCAUACCACAGCUUGGAAGGCGAUUCAGAGAAGCUGUUCCCGCAGCUAAUGACUGUCCAAGAAUGUGCAAAUCUAAAUUCACUGACAGUUGCAUGAAGGGCUUUACCUUGGAUGAAAUAAACCAAGCCCUUGGUGAAAUUAAGGAAAUCUCAAGCAUCUUGGAACCUGAUAUGGAUGAGAAAGAGAUGUUGUCUGGCCUUGUUGAGAAAUAUGUUGAUGAAGGGAUGGGAUUUAUUGAUCCAGUUGUUGAAGGUUGGAGAGAGCAGCUGAUCAGAAAGAAGAAGAAAAUCUGGUGGAAAAGUCUAUACCAGAUGGACUUGCAGGCUCGGGGUUUUGGUGAUGUUGUCCCUGAAGUGGCUGAGAGGCUUGGUGAUGUUAAAGAAAGUGAUGGUGAAGUCCCUGAGAGGCUUGGUGAUAUCCUCUCAUUACAGUCAGCUGUGGACAAAGGAUUUGCGAAGAUCAUGGAGAAGUUGGCUGAGAUGGAUAGCAAAGUGAGUAUGUUGGAUGGGAGAGUGAAAGACUUAGAGGGUUAUGUGUCAGUCCAGCUAGAGAAAGAGCGGUACAAUGAGUAUAAUCCAGGGACUUCAAGUGAUUUUGUGCCAACCUAUUGUACACCAACUGCUAAUCAACCAAUAGCGAGUCCGACAAAGGCUUUGGUCCUUCACAGUGGUUUCACAGACCCUAAGCCAAUCCAAAUUCAAGAAUUGAGUGAUGAAGGUGAUCAGGAGCAGCUGGCUAGGAAAGAGAAGGAGAACAAGAAGAAGAAAGCAGUGAGGCCGAAGCAUAGUGGCCCUACAAUCCAGACCGGGAAAAAGAGACAAAGGAAGGCUUCCAGGUUUCAGGCUGAAGAGUUUACAGCAGAGGGGAAGGGGAAGGGGAAGAAGCGGCAGAAGAAAUAGGUGAUCUUUAUGAGAGAUCACUCUUUAUGAUGGGUUGCUUUUGUGUAGGACAAAACUUACAACUAUCAUUACUGCAGGUACAACUACUAAUAAAAGACUUCAUGAAAA